GCAAAGCCGCCCGGUUGUGUGGCGCCCUCGGCGGCGGAGGGGCUCUCCUAUGCCAUGCAAGUCCCAUUUCCCACCCUUGCCCAAAUUUCUCGGCUCGCUUCCCACUUUCACCUUCUACUUUCUAACUUCGAUCAUCAUCUCAUACGACAGCGACUUUUAUCGCUGCACACUGCACACCCCCCACACUCAUGUAUAUCAUCCACCACCGCCAUCAUGGAUUCCACCACGGCCUCAUCGCCAGUGGCAUCAACGCCAUCUUCUACCACCAUGCAAUGUGUCCCUCGUAAAGAGGCCUACUACAAGCCUUCUGCCGAGGAGUGGGAGAGAGUGCGGCUGACAAUUCGACAAUUGUACAUUGAUGAGAAGAAGACCCUGUCCGAGGUUUCGGAGAUCCUCGGCACGAAUCACAACUUUUAUGCCUCGCCAAAGCAGUACAAGAAUCGUUUCAAGCAGUGGGGCCUCUGGAAGAAUCUCUCCACCAGAGAUGCCGCGAGGCUCAUCCAGCUGAAGGAAUCGAGGGAUUCAAUCGGCAAGACCUCAACUCUUGUGCGCGCAGGUCAGAAGGUCGACUUUGACCGCGUUGAGAAGACCAUCCGCCGCAGCAAGAACAGAAUCCCCAAGAGUACCGCCGAAGACAAACAGCCUAAGCUUGGCCGACCAGAGCCAGCAGCACCCGCUCGCAAUCAGCCGUCAAGGGUGGAAUGCCGCACUCCCUCGCCGGAGCCCUGUACUAACAAGGACCUGGACAUGCUGGACAGCCUGGACCCAUCCUGCUCCCGCAGCAGCCAUAAUGACACUCUCAGUAAUGAAUUUGGCGAUUUCUUGCCAGGGUCCGACUCUUUUGUCCCUUUUGUUAGCAGCAUCAGCGACGCUGUACCGUUUGAGCCAUUUGGAGCCAGCCGCUUUGAGGAUCCUUUCGUUGAGACCAUUUGGGACUGUUACGCCCGCACGCAUCACAAGUUGGCCUUGAGGUGCGAGUGGCUGCGGACCAAUUCCCUCUACGACCCAAUAUUAGAGCGUUUUAGAAGCGACAACGCACUUUUGGCGAUUCUCGAGCCUUUGGUUGCCACCAACGGACUUAUGCGGGAGUCGUUCCUCGCCAACUUCUUGUCGUCAUUUGAGCAUCGACCAGAACUCUCGGAAUUUGCCCUGGGUGUUCGUCAGACCAUUGAACAGGCUGUGGUCGCCAAGAACACGUCGCAGCACGUUGCAGUGAUCGAGAGAGCUGUGCAAUACCUAGGGCUACAAACAUACACCCGCCGCUUUAUCAGAACAACCAAGGACUCAGAUCCUAUUCAGUUUCCGACUCUAUCAGGAGAGGAUAACCCCUCCCUGAUGAAUGAGACCCCGGAUGGCUUGAGUCCAGGCCUCGACUUUCCAUCCCCAGGGACCGAAAUGCCACCCACGCCACCGAGUUGUAACGACUACGACAACGGCCCUAAUACGAACGAAUUCGAGGCUUCCGCUUUUGCUUUCCAUCUCGGGGAGAUAGACACGGCCGAGAUACGCCUGCGAGCCUUGACCAGCUACGAGGGCCCAGUUUCUGCCAAGGGGCAGGUGCUUAUGCGGCUGGCGUGGUACUGCUUGUCACGCGUGCAGCGGGAGACUGGAAGGGCAGAGGAGGCAGAUGGAAGCCUCAUGCAAGCCAUCCGGGGAUCUACGUUCUACCCAGCGACGGACGGCACAGAUUGGGACGAGGUCAGCUACCUCUUCACCUGAGCGGGGAGCGGAACUGCGCCCAAUCAGUCAGCCAGCAAAUGUACAAGCACGAUUACUACUGUUAUUGUGCACAUGCAGGCGGAGCGAAGAGCAAACAGGAUGUAAUGGUUCAAGGCGGACAGAUGCGACCUUGAGACAUUUCUGCCCGACACUGCCCGCGUUAGUCCGGAAUUUGAAGAGGGCGUAAUUUGUCUAUUAUUUUUGUGAACUGAUGAGUCACACCAAUCAAUCAGCGAGACCAGCACAGCCCAGCCUGAAAGAGCGCGGGGGCCAAAAAACAAUGAAUAAACCCCAAAGGCAUCAGGCAUGUACAGAGUAACUUUUAGCUAGCCCAGGUAGAGAACGGUAACAUACCCUCAGGCCAAU
This is a messenger RNA of Diaporthe batatas, 2085 nucleotides long. RefSeq lists its product as uncharacterized. Lineage: Eukaryota; Fungi; Ascomycota; Sordariomycetes; Diaporthales; Diaporthaceae. The transcript has 2 exons. The coding region runs from base 55 to 1719 and encodes 554 amino acids. The record is from RefSeq and is a predicted model, not a curated record.